Alligator sinensis (Chinese alligator) is the source of this 911-nucleotide messenger RNA. Its product is annotated as olfactory receptor 10A3-like. Lineage: Eukaryota; Metazoa; Chordata; Crocodylia; Alligatoridae. Bases 1 to 858 code for a protein of 285 amino acids. Gene Ontology annotation, cellular component: membrane. The transcript has 3 exons. The record is from RefSeq and is a predicted model, not a curated record. Gene Ontology annotation, biological process: G protein-coupled receptor signaling pathway. Gene Ontology annotation, molecular function: olfactory receptor activity; G protein-coupled receptor activity.
AUGGGGUCCUUCAUGGAAAACAUUGAAGAAUUGAAGGUGGAGAACCAGACCACAGUGACCAGCUUCAUCCUGCUGGGAUUUUCCCACCUUGCCAAACUUCAGCUUUUACUCUUUGUGGUGACUCUCCUCAUGUUCUUGGUCACUAUGAUGGGGAACUGUCUCAUCAUUGCAAUCACAAUAAUUUACCCUGUCCUGCACACCCCUAUGUACUAUUUCCUCAAAAACCUGGCUUUGAUUGAAAUCUGUUACAGCCUGUGCAUUGUCCCCAGGAUGCUGGUGAAUUUGCUGGUGGGAAGAAAAGCCAUUUCUUUCUCUGCCUGUGCCCUGCAGCUGAAUGGUGUCAUACUUUUUGUCACCUCUGAAUGCUUCCUCUUAGGUGCCAUGGCCUAUGACCGGCAUGUAGCCAUUUGCCACCCAUUGCACUAUGCCACCAUCAUGAGCAAGAGGUUGUGUAUUCAAAUUGUGACCGGAUGUUGGCUUUCUGGUGUCUCAGUGGCAGUGGGAUUCACUUCUUGGUUGUUCAGUUUUCCUUUCUGUGGGUCAAAAGAAAUUAACCAUUUCUUCUGUGAUGUUGCCCCAGUGCUGAAGCUGGUAUGCGCAGAUACCUCCUUAUUUGAGCUGGUGAUUUUCAUAGACAUUGUAAUAAUUGUGAUGGUUCCUUUUUUCUUCAUCUCUGUUUCUUAUAUCCAUAUCAUCUAUGCUAUUCUCCAGAUACCAUCACCUGAGGGCCGACAUAAAGCCUUUUCCACCUGUGCAGCCCACUUGGUGGUGGUGACUCUGUUCUAUAGCACUGCUGGCAUCAUUCACCUUCGCCCCAAAUCCAACCUCUCAUCCCACAUGAAAGAGCAAGUUCACUGAUUGACACAGCUGAUUUGAAGACUCAAGAAUCCUAAUUUAAGAAAGGCAUUAAU